AUGCCUCGAAGAAAGAAAAACGAACAGAGCCCGACCAGAGUCCGCGGCGAUCCUCCUCCCCGGGAAGACUUUGGCCUUGGACCACCUCAGGGUUACGAUCUCACGUUGGCGUCCAACUUUUCACAAGGCAAAGAAGGCUCCGACAGGCAGAAAAUCACCCUGAAGAUGCAAGAGAUAUUUUCCCACUUGGACCCUGAAGUUAUACACAUCGUGCUGUCUGAGGCUGAUUUUAAAGUUGAAAAUGCCAUGGAUUCCCUUUUGGAACUGUCAAUUGCUGCUGAACUCGCCGGCACCGUUGACUCUCCGAUGUGUGGCUUUGAGAGCACUGCCGCAGCCUUGCUUAGUCCUCGUCAUGUUUCUCAACCAGGCUCUUCGGCAGCGUCAGAGCAACUCGCCUCUCCAUCUCCGACUACCAGUCUUCUGACAGAAGAGUUGGACCUUCAAGUUGAUCAGGCGCUUCAAAACCUGGCGGCGCAACAGGAAGGUCAUACAAAUAACCAGUGUUUGUCUGCUGACAUGACACUUUCAUCAUUACCGCCAUCACAGUUUCCAGAGCAGGUCUUCUCUGAGCUUCAGUUCAACCAGGAGCCUCAGAGUGGGCAUCUUGAAGGUGGCUUAGUGCUUUCUGGAGCUCCGUCUCCAUUUGAUGGACUCAACACUUGUGAACGUGGCAGCGGCGACGGUCAGAAGUCACUUGUGGAUUUUAAACACCUAGUGGCAGAAGAACCUGCAGACAGGCCAAAAUCUCAGUUGGAUCUUGUAGCGUCAGGGCGUCCCUCUGCUUUUCAGUUGUACAAAAAGAAUGAGUCAUCCCAAAUGCUUUUACAACCCUCCGAAAAUGCAGAUGCAGGAGCUACCACAGCAUCGUGGAAUAUUCAUGCUCCUACUUUCUCUCCCCGUUUACAUGGAAAUCAAGGACCUUGUUUUAUCACCCCUAUUGCACCUUCACACCCUUCAAUUGGACGUCCUUCUCCCUGGGGAGGCCAGGCUAGUCAAGCACCUCUUCGACCCUCUGCUACGAUUCCCAAAUCCUGGGCUAUGGCAGCAGCUGCACAUAAUCCAUCCAGAAUUGCACCUUCUCCGUCAAGCAGGCUUCAUUUGGAAGGGAAGGUGCUUGUGUUGCUACGUGGCGCAUCCGGGUCUGGAAAAUCCACUUUGGCCCGAGCUCUUGUCGAAAAUAAUCCAGGUGGAGUUGCACUGAGCACUGAUGACUACUUUACUUUUCAAGGACGCUAUCACUAUAAUCCUGCUUCUCUGGGGGAAGCUCAUGAGUGGAACCACAAGCGAGCCAAAGAAGCUUUUGAGAGAGGUGCUAGCCCCAUCAUAAUUGACAAUACAAACAUGCAGGGCUGGGAGAUGAAACCCUACGUGGCCCAGGCUUUGAAAUAUGAUUACAAAGUGCUGUUUCGUGAGACAGACACUUGGUGGAAGAACAAGCCCAGGGAGCUAGAGAGACGCAGCACACACGGUGUGUCUGCUGAACGGAUUCGCCGCAUGCUAAAUGACUACGAGCGCUUUGUAACAGUCGAGUCCAUCAUGGGUGCAACAAUGCCUGAGUGUAAAAUGCGCCUUCACCUGGAGAACAGAAAUGCACAGUGUGUGACUCCGGAAGCAAAAUGCCCCGACCUUGUCAGUGAACCUGGACUGAUGGACCGACGUAAGAAUUCCCAGCCUCGUCUCUUUUCCUCCCUUCCUGACGUGUCAUCUAUUGGUCACCCCAGUGAGUUCCACCAGUUGGAAGGUGGCAACCACCAAUCAACAGAAUCACUUGAUUUCCAGCCAGUUGGAAGUGCCUCAGAAAGUUCACACAAAGAUGUUGACUUGGGGGUUCUGGAUUUUGAGCUGGAUGCCCUAAAUCAGCCUGGUGCAGAACAGGGGAUACCCGAUUGUAUCGUGGAAUCAGUGAUGAACGAAGACCACCGCAAUAGUGAACCCCCGGUGGCCUUCUCUCAGUCUAUUAAACAAAGGCUGCCAAGAAAAAGAACAACUAGGAGGUUUGAAUCUGCAGAUCUGGUGAAAGAACUUGACCACCCAGAUGGCUUGGCAAUGGGAAAAGAACAGAUGAAUAAAGAAGAGGUAUCAGUGGCAGGUGGGGAAGAGAAAGAGACGUCCAAGAUGUUGCAUUUUGUAGGUGACUGGCCUUCUGAAGGGCCACUUGAUCAACGACAAGCAAGGAGAAACAAAAGCCACAAAGACUGCGAUGGAAGUGAAGACAGAGUGGUGUCUAAAGAAGUCAGCAAUGGCACAGGCAAAGUGCAGUUUCCAAAUCCUGAAAUGCAGAAAAUGUUUGAUAUCAUUCAAAAUUUGGGAGGUUUUUGCGAGUCUGUUUCUUCUUCAUCGUCGUCUCCCGUUUCUCCUUGCCUUGAGCAGAAUUUGGAGACAGAUGACAAAAUUCAAGAAUCCCUUAGGGAUAGCUCUGAGGAUGGAGAAAAAGAACAAAAUACGAAUCCAGAUAAGAUUGGCAGAGUUGAUUUACCAGAUUGCGUCUUAGACUGGAAAGCUGCAGAAUCCUACAAGGAUAAUGGUGAGAUUCUAAAGAGUGAAAAUGAAACGAGUAGAACCACAGUCUCAGACAUGGGUUGCGAAACAGAAUCAGACGCCGCUGCAAAUACCUGGUCUGGCGUCACCGCAUCUGAGCCGAAAGAGAGCUGUGGCACGGAGCACGAGUAUGGCAGAGCGUUUGCAUCUGCCCUCAGUACCGAGAUGGACACAAACCAACGCAAAGAGCAGACGGACAGUGAGGUGACAGUGCAGCCUCAAAGCGAACAUUCUAGUGAUGGCGCUGCCCCUUUGGAACCGCAACGAUGUGGAAAGCAGCGUCACGGUCGCAGAUCAGGGAAGCAGUGCAAACUAGCCCUCACUUUCACUCAAAACUGUCCAGCUCAUCCUUUCAAAACACUUGAUGAUCCUGACACCACAUCACAAAUGGUUGAUAUCACCACACAUCCCGACUUUGAGACCAGCCUCAGUCCUAAACUAGACUCGUGCAUCAAGCUUGAAGAAGAAGAGGUCCUUCCGCAAUCUGACUCGCCUUUCUCUUUGGAAAGAGGUUGUCCCACCCAGACUGAACCUCAGGACUUUGCCCUUCUAUGGCGUUUAAAUCAUCAAGACAGCCGGGCAGAUAAUGUCGCCGCUGCCUUCAGUGACAUCACAGUUCUAUGUGGCAUCUCCUCGCGAUUCGUGCCAGAGACUUCAUCGGCAGUUUCUGCUGCUGUUGCAGUUCACCCGUCCACCCAGAAUACAGUACCGUACCGCAUGGUGCACGAGAAGGGCACACAGGUAGAGGAGAAAGAAUGUGUGGCAACUCAAAGCCGUGUCGAGAGCCUGACCAUCCUCAGUCGUCAUUUUAAACUUGUUAGUUUGGAUACAUUGGAGGACUUGUAUGACAAAUGCCACCAAGACUUGGAAUGGACAACCAACCUGUUACUAGAUUCUGGAGAAAGGCUCUUCAAAGAUGAGGAUGUUCUUGAGGAGGUGCACAAGGACGAAGCUGGUAAAGUUGAACAGAGCAUCCCGUUAAUAGUUACAUCGUUAGAAACCAAGUUGGGAGAUGAAUUUACUUAUGCAGGGUCAACCGCUGUGGCCAAUGUGCUUCAACAGUCUGCAUAUGAGGAAGUUCGUGAAAUUGGUGGGACCUCCGAUACGAACUUCUCAGGAUUUGCUGGCACAGCUUCUCCAGUCAAAAAAAAGACUCAACUGGAGACACAUCUGCACACAGCUAGUCCUAGCCUGCCUACUAUGGAAAAGCACGGUGAAAUCCAACACCAAGCAAUAUUCGAGGAGUCAAGUUUUGCAACUCCAGAUGACAUUGCCAGCCUGGAAGAGAUCCACCGGCUUCUGCAGGCUGAGCUGGAAGAGUUGGAGAGAGAAGAAAGACAGAAGAAGGAUGAUGAGAGGACCGUUGGAAAUAGAGACUGCCCAGUCCUGAACAUCAACAGUUUGGAGCUGAAACUCCCCACUGAGCUGGCACUGCAACUAACUGAACUCUUUGGACCUGUUGGAAUUGAACCAGGUACAUGCUCUUCUGAAGACUACGCAGUGCAGAUGGAUAUGAACCUGGCUAAACUGCUCCACCAGAAGUGGAAAGAUUCGAUCCAGGAACGGAAGAGACAAGCAACUCUUUCCAACCAAUUGCUUCUGGACCGUAAGUUAAAACACAUCAUUGAGGUGGGGGGGUGGUGGGGGUUUAUAUUCUAUGGUACCCAUCUGUCUAACCUCAUUCUGCAAAAUAUGUGUCCUGUCAAAGAAGCAGGGAUGCCAGUGAUGGACCACUGGAAUUUAUCCCAGCCAUGUGUUUCUCUGCGGGACAUAAUGAAAGAGGAGCUGGCUAUGCAGGAGAACAUGAAGAUGUCAAGACAAAAUCGAGCAGAACUCAACAAGCGUGAUGGGGCCUCCAUGCUAAAAGAAGAUCAGCUCUACGCUCGCUUCCCCUCCAUUGACAGACAUUUUCUCCAGGAUAUUUUCAGGGAUCAUAACUACUGUCUCAGCCAGACGGAGCUCUUUCUGAACUCUUUACUAGACCAGGGGCCUGUAAAGACAGUCGUCGCUCCAGAAUUGCCUCGUUCUGGACACCAAAGAGCUCCCAGCAAAGAGAGGGAAAAGAAAGUUCCAGACUCUGACGUUGCUCAGAAGUAUCAGAACAUUGACGAUCCUGAGUACAAGGAUUUCAGGGUCGAAGCCGGUCUGCAAAGAAGUCGGCAGCUGGAAAGUUUUUCCAAAGCUGCAGCAGCUUACAAGCAAGGACACAGAGAAGUGGCUUCUUUUUAUGCACAGCAGGGACACUUACACGGUCAGCGGAUGCGUGAGGCCAAUCACCGUGCAGCCGUUCAGAUCUUUGAGAGGGUCAACUCCUCGCUUCUUCCUAAGAACAUCCUGGACCUCCAUGGGCUGCACGUGGACGAGGCCCUGGAGCAUCUGCGCCGAAUCCUCCAUGAUAAAACAGCAGACUGGAAACAGGGUCUGUGUCGACCGCAGCUCUCUGUCAUCACAGGAAGAGGUAACCACAGCCAAGGGGGCGUGGCCCGCAUUCGCCCAGCCGUUAUAAACUACCUCACCAACACACACUACAGGUUUACAGAACCAAAGCCUGGUCUCGUUGUGGUCUCUUUGAAAUAGAAAGGAAACUGGAGAGAGCAUUUGUGUGAAAGUUGCUACGAGAAGCAACGCUAAUUUACAUUUGACAUAUCACAGAUUAGUAUGGUACCUCUUUAUUGUGUCUUACGUCCUUCUGUCUUUAAACCAGCUUAAAAUGUGAUUAUUCAUAAGAGGGAUGUUUCUGUAGGUCGGACUAAGGGGUUUGCCGUGUCAUUAUUUUUUACAAUAAGAAACCAAAUAUAGAUGGAUUUUUAAAAUAUUUUAAUACUUUUUUAUUGUGUGCCACUGUGCUGGCUUUACAUUUUGUCUUUUAAGAUAUUGAAAAUCAAAAAUCAAAGCAAAUUAUAAAAGAAUGCAAACUGAAACAUUUAGCUUCAGGGUUGUUUAUAUUUUUUUAUUUUAUUUUUUGAUUAUAUGAACACUGCUUUAUACAUUCUGUAAAUUGCAUGUGUUUUACUGAUGCUUUGUGAUUAAGGUGAAAAAAGGCCAAAUACUUGAGAAACAAUAGUUAUUUUACAAUAUAUUGUAACGUUGUAAAGAGAAGGUUGUAUUUUUUGUAUACAUUUUAUAUUAUGUUGAAACCGAAUGGUUGUAUCAAGAAAUAAAAUGUUUUUGAAUGUUUCA
This is a messenger RNA of Syngnathus typhle (broad-nosed pipefish), 5718 nucleotides long. It is a transcript of the gene n4bp2, whose product is annotated as NEDD4 binding protein 2. The transcript has 15 exons. Lineage: Eukaryota; Metazoa; Chordata; Actinopteri; Syngnathiformes; Syngnathidae. Bases 1 to 5115 code for a protein of 1704 amino acids. Gene Ontology annotation, molecular function: ubiquitin binding. The record is from RefSeq and is a predicted model, not a curated record.